GUUAACCUAAGCCCAGCCCUAGGCAACGACUGUGAUGUGGAUCCAGCCGUGAAGAAACCAAUGCUCCACGACUUGUUCGACCUCCUCGGGCUGCCGGUCUGCAACACGGGUCUGUCCCUUUUCACCCUCUGGUCGGAGGACGCCAUCCGACGGGAGAGUUUAAAGACGUGGAAGAGCGUCGAUGACGAGGAACCUUGCAACCAGACCGAUGAUGAAUCCUAUGCCAGUACUGAACCUCAGGUCCAAUCGGCACGUGAUGAUCCGCGACCGCGGACAGCGGUGAACGUUGUGACUGUGGCGAAAAAAUGGCGAAAACGGCAACAGUGCAAGGAGAAACACCGGACUGUGAAAAAAAAUUGCUCCGGGGUGAAUAGUGUUGGCGUUUGUCAGAAGGACAUAAAUGACAACGAGAUGGACAAACCGACACCGCCCCGGACAUCGCCAAACCCGGCCAACAUCGCCAAUGACAGAGAGGCCGGUCAGACCCGAAAGACCAGACUAAAAACUAGACAG
Messenger RNA from Bemisia tabaci, 513 nucleotides. The record is from RefSeq and is a predicted model, not a curated record. Lineage: Eukaryota; Metazoa; Arthropoda; Insecta; Hemiptera; Aleyrodidae.